AUGAAGUACUCAUUUGCCAUCGCUCUUGGCACGCUUGUGCUCGGCACCGCUGCCGUCCCCGCCGCCAACGGCGCCGUUCAAGGCCACGCCGUUGCGCAUGCCGAGCGCGGCUACUUCGACUUCCUCCACCACGUGGCCCGCGCAGAGGAGCCUAGCAAGACUAAAUCUGCCAAGGACCCUAAGAGGACAAAGCCCAGCAAGACGCGUAGGCCUGGUCCCAUCAUCACAUCAGCCCCCGGCCUUCCUGGCAACGGUACCCGCGGUUUCCAGGUCCCUGCUGCCGGCGGUGGCCUUCCCGUCUCCUCUGGCACCUCCGUCCUGAAGGCCGCUCAGACCAUUGCCGCCGGUAAAUCCUUUGACGGUGGGAUGGUCACUUUCGAUCGUGGUGUUUCCUGCACCGGCCAGGCCGAAGGCGGCGACUCCGAUGCCGUCUUCAUCCUCGAGAAGGGCGCCAAGCUCUCCAACGUCAUUAUCGGCCCCAACCAGAUCGAGGGCGUCCACUGCAACGGUGGCUGCACCCUCGAUAACGUCUGGUGGUCUGCGGUCUGCGAAGACGCUUUCACCAUCAAGAAACAGGAGGCCGGCGAGACCACCACCAUCACCUCUGGCGGUGCCUUUGGAGCCGAGGACAAGGUUCUCCAGCACAACGGCGCCGGCACCCUCUCUGUCAGCGGCUUCUCCGUCAAGACCUUUGGAAAGCUGUACCGCAGCUGCGGCAACUGCAAGACGAUGUUCGAGCGUCACGUCAUCUUAGAAAACAUCAACGCCUCCUCUGGAAAGCUCCUUGCAGGCAUCAACUCCAACUACGGUGACACCGCUACCAUCAAGAGCAUUACAGCUAAGAGCGUCAGCGAUAUCUGCACAGAAUUCAAGGGCAACGACAGCGGCGACGAGCCCACCGAGGUUGGUUCCGGUCCCUCGACGGCCUGCAAAUACUCCACCUCCGAUGUCAUUAGCUCUUAA
Messenger RNA from Colletotrichum graminicola M1.001, 963 nucleotides. RefSeq names its product pectate lyase. Gene Ontology annotation, cellular component: extracellular region. The coding region runs from base 1 to 963 and encodes 320 amino acids. The transcript is spliced from 2 exons. NCBI's taxonomy places the organism in Eukaryota, Fungi, Ascomycota, Sordariomycetes, Glomerellales, Glomerellaceae. Gene Ontology annotation, molecular function: pectate lyase activity. Gene Ontology annotation, biological process: pectin catabolic process. The record is from RefSeq and is a predicted model, not a curated record.